Molecule: messenger RNA, 1199 nt
Organism: Triticum dicoccoides
Lineage: Eukaryota; Viridiplantae; Streptophyta; Magnoliopsida; Poales; Poaceae
Product: cysteine-rich receptor-like protein kinase 10
Exons: 3
Coding region: 35-1069 (344 amino acids)
Source: RefSeq, a predicted model, not a curated record
UUAAUCAAACCCAAAUCCCUGUCUUUCUCCGGCCAUGGCCACCACCGCCGUCCUCAUCCUGCUCGCAAAGCUCCUCCCGAUGCUAGCCACCGCAACCGAUAGCCGCUGGCCCGCCGCUGACUACGGCUUGGCCCUCACGCCCAAUCACUCGUGCGGCGACAUGGGCAAGUACCCUCCAGGCAGGGCGUACGAGGCCAACGUACGCCAUCUCGUCGCCACCAUUCCUGCCAAGGCGAAUGCGGAAUCCUCCAGGUAUGGGGAAUCCUGCAAGUGCUCUUUCGGCAACUUCGCCGGCGAGAGCCCCAACCUGGUCGCAGCGGACGCCUCCUGCUGCUGGCACCCGGACGCCAAGUCGCCGGACUGCGGCGCUUGCAUCGCGCUGGCCUUCCAGGAGGCGCAGAGGCUGUGCCCGUACGAGAGGAGUGCUGAGGCCGUGGUUGACGUCGACGGCGGCACGUGCCAGGCUUACUUCCACGACUACGACAUCAGGGAGCAGUUCGUUCACGUCGGCCCCAGCACACCGCCGGAGCUCCUUCCGGCGCUAGUUGCUGCGGCCGACGGCUGGCCCGCCUCCGACGACAGCAUGACCCUGACGCCCAGUCACAUGUGCGGUGACAUGGGCACGUACGCUCCGGGGAGCGCGUACGAGGCCACCCUGCGCCAUCUCGCCGCCACCAUUGCCGCCAAGCUGAAUGCGAAAUCCAGCGAAAGCGCGGGCGAGAGCCCCAACCGGAUUGUGGUGUCGGCCUACUGCUCCUGGCACCCGGACGCUGAGUCCGCGGACUGCAGCGCAUGCAUCGCGCUGGCCUUCCGGGAGGCGCAGAGGCUGUGCCCGUACCAGAGGCAGGCUGAGGCCGUGGUUGACGGCGGCGCGUGCAAAUUCUACUUCCAUGACUACGACAUCAUGGAGCAGUUCCAGCACGGCGACCCCAGUAGUGAUCUUCACGGGAACACAGUGGACCAGGCCGUGGGCGUUGUUGCGGAAAACGAGGAGAACAGUACAAGAAUGGGAUGGGCAUGUCAUAUCUUGGAGACAACGAUCAUGGACAUCUUCGCAAACCUUGGGUAGGUGUCUAAUAGAAGAAUUUGUGCUUAGUUUUUUCUCAAUGCUCAUGAACAAUGUGUGUUUUAUUUGGGCCAUUUAUUGGUUCUUUUAAAUCAGUUGGAGGCUGAAACUAUAUGUAAUAAUCGGAUGGUUG